Molecule: messenger RNA, 3116 nt
Organism: Xenopus tropicalis (tropical clawed frog)
Lineage: Eukaryota; Metazoa; Chordata; Amphibia; Anura; Pipidae
Product: extracellular calcium-sensing receptor
Exons: 6
Coding region: 23-2623 (866 amino acids)
Biological process (GO): G protein-coupled receptor signaling pathway
Cellular component (GO): plasma membrane; membrane
Molecular function (GO): G protein-coupled receptor activity
Source: RefSeq, a predicted model, not a curated record
UUACUGUAACGAGAAGGGCUGCAUGAUAGGUAUGAAGGAGCUCCGAGGGAUGUCACAGCCAGGGGAUAUUGUGAUUGGAGCAGUGGUACCAGUACAUGUGGACAAAAUGUACCCUGCAACUAUCUUCACUGAGACCCCCUCUUCAGCCAUCUGCAAAACGUUUCGGUUUGAGAACUACCAGCGCAUCCAGGCUUUGAGAUUUGCAGUGGAGGAGAUUAACAAGGACCCAGAUCUUCUACCCAACAUCACCAUUGGAUACCAGAUCUUGGAUUCUUGUACAGUUUUGCAAAGGGCUCUCUCUGGGACACUGCAGCUCCUGACUGGCCACAAAGAGCCUGUGCCUAAUUACCGGUGCCAACAAGCUAUGCCUUUAGCCGCUAUCAUUGGCCAUUCCAUAUCUACAUAUUCCAUGAUGUUAGCCCAUAUCUUAGGGCUUUACCGAUACCCACAGAUAAGCCACUUUUCCACCAGCUCCCUCUUAAGCGACAGAACCCAGUUCCACUCCUUCUUCAGGACUGUUCCCAGUGAUGCUUUUCAGUGUCAAGGGUUAGCCCAGUUGGUGUUACAUUUUGGAUGGACCUGGGUGGGACUAGUAGCUUUAGACAAUGACUAUGGACAACAAGGCAUCCAGAUGAUUAAGAGAGAUUUACUAAAUGCUGGAGCUUGCGUGGCCUUCACUGAGAAUAUUAUAUUAAAUCAGCAAAAUCGUAAUGCCCCACAGAUUGCUCGUGUCAUAAAGGAAUCGGCAGCCAAGGUCGUGGUUUUCUUCUCCACUGAUAUAGACUUAUUGUUUGUCCUGGAUGAAAUGCUAAGGCAGAACAUAUCUGAGAAGAUACUGGUUGCCAGCGAAGCUUGGGCUACGUCUGCUUUUCUAGCAGAAGACAAAUAUUCAAAGAUUCUCUCUGGUACCAUCGGAUUUGCGCUCCACAGUGGAACAAUACCUGGAUUUAAAGACUUUCUCAACAGUAUUCAUUUUUCUUUAUCCCUUGAUGAUGAAUUGCUAAAGAUAUUUUGGGAACAAGCCUUUGGUUGCCAAUUUCAGGAUCAGGCUAACGCCACAGUCACUUCAGAGUAUUCAGUAAAAAUCUGCACUGGAUCUGAAGAUUUGGGAAAUAUCCAAAAUAGUUACAAUGAUGUGUCUAGUCUAAGAGUCACCUACAACGUCUACACAGCUGUCCGUGUCGUAGCUAAAGCUCUGCAUGAUUUGAGCAGAUGUAAUGAUGGGGAAGGGCCAUUUUGUAAAGGAACAUGUGCUUACAUUGGAAGAUUUGAGCCAUGGCAGCUGUUGCAUUAUAUGAAGCAGGUACGCCUGAAAACAGGCAGUGGAACAGAGUUCGCUUUCCAUGAAAAUGGCGACCCCACCGCCGUAUAUGAUAUCAUUAACUGGCAGUUCAGCCCACUGGGAAAGAUCCAGCAGGUUAAAGUGGGAAGCUAUGACACGGGAGCCACGGCCGGUGAUAUUUUCACUGUUAAUAUCAGUGCCCUACACUGGAGCACGGGGCAGAAAGAGCAAGGGCUAUUCCUCAUUGUAAACUCUGCUUUACAGGUUCCUCGGUCCAUCUGCAGUCAGAGUUGCCCACCAGGUUACAGUAAAGCAGUUCUCCCUGGGAAGCCUGUUUGUUGCUUUGAGUGUUUCCCUUGUCCCCACGGUGAAAUUUCCAACAAAACAGAUUCACCAUAUUGCUUCAAAUGCCCCUGGGACAUGUGGCCAAAUAUUAAGAGAGAUAGCUGCCUCCCAAAGCCCAGAGAAUUCCUCUCCUAUGAAGAUUCCUUGGGGGAAACCUUGGCAACAACAAGUAUUUCCUCCUCGUUGGUCCCUUUUGCCAUACUGGUGCUUUUCGUUCACUACAAAAUCACACCCAUUGUUCGAGCCAAUAAUUAUCUACUAAGUUGUCUUCUUCUGGUGUCCCUGUCUCUCUGCUUUCUAUGUUCAUUGUUUUUCAUUGGCUUCCCUCACCCGGAGAUGUGCCGUCUGCGCCAGGUGACCUUUGGCAUGGUCUUUGCCCUCUGCAUCUCCUGCAUCUUGGCCAAAACUUUUAUGGUGGUCGUAGCUUUUAAGGCCACUAAACCAAACAGUAGCUUGAAAAAAUGGACUCGUCCUCGAAUAUCUUAUUUGAUUGUUGUUCUGUGCAUUCUCAUUCAGACUUGUCUUUGCACGAUGUGGCUGCUCUUAUCCCCUCCGUUCUUUGAGGAGAACAUUAGAACUAAAGUUGGAGUAGUCAUUGUUGAGUGUAAUGAUGGUUCCUCAGUAGCAUUCUGGUGCAUGCUGGGAUACCUUGGACUAUUAGCAUCCGUUAGUUUCUUUGUUGCCUUCCUGGCCAGGAGACUCCCUGACAGCUUCAACGAAGCUAAAUUUAUCACAUUCAGCAUGGGGACUUUUCUCAGUGUUUGGAUCUCCUUUAUCCCUGCCACAAUGAGUGCCCGUGGUAAAUACAUCGUGGCCAUGGAGAUUUUUGCCAUUCUUUCAUCCACAUGGGCACUGGUGGUUUGUAUGUUUGUUCCAAAAUGUUUCAUUAUCUUGUUCAGACCGAACAUGAACUCCAGAGAACAUCUGAUGGGAAAGGAAAAAAGGGGAUCUGAGAAACAAGCAUGUAAACAAAAUAAUACAACUGGAAGACACUAAACAUCCAAGCAGCCUUAUUAAUUCCACAGUGUGCCUUCAAACUCUUUCCAACCUUGCCUAUUGGGAUCAGAGAUAUUAUCAGGCAUCUGUAUCUUAUGGUAGGACUGGCCAAGCAUAAAUUGUUGGCUGCUAGUUGCCCUUUGUCUUUAUUUCCAGCCAUAGUCCCAAUUGGUUGAUUUUGCACACGAUCUUCUUCCCUGAUCCACUGUAUGAAAAAUGGACUCUUUCAAGACUCCUUUAAUAAGUAACUAUUGGUGUGGAAAUCAUUUUAGAAUCCAUACAUUUGUCAUUAUUAGACCCUUGGAAAAACGUUAUUUUAUAUUCCUAGAAAAUGUUACAGCAAAAAGGGUUUACAUUGUAUUUGCCUCCCUUUGGGUCAUGAUAUGCAGUCACAAUAAAUAAAAAAGAGAAAACAAUAUGAAUAUAUGUAAUCAUGUAAUGUAAAUGCAUGUAAACUGUGAACAACUAUAGCGUGUAAUAAAAUAUACAAAAG